AGUCUGUGUCACGUCGCCGUCGCAGCUGCCCUUGUUGUGCGACUGAAAGCUCGCGUUCUCGGCGGAAAACGACUUUUCCGCUUCAAAACACGUGACAAAUAACCGGUUCGUGAAAAUUUGCUUUUACGAUAGUUAACGCUCGAGUCAUUCGUCUGUACGUAAAUGGUGUUUGGAAAUAAAAUUGAAUUGAAGUGCAGUGUAGUGAAUUGUGAGAACUAGAAAGAGCUGCUUCCCGAUGGCCAUUUGUCUUCGAUCGCGCUAGAUCGAUCCCAAAUCGGAGGCGCGAUUCCAAUCGAUCGAGGGCGGGUGCGCGUGGUGCGCGUCGUAAGGGGAUGCCCGUGCGCAAGGGGCUUCUCGCGCCCCAGAACACCUUCCUCGAUACCAUCGCAACUCGUUUCGAUGGCACUCACAGUAACUUCGUGCUUGGUAAUGCACAAGUGCCGUCGUACCCGAUCGUGUACUGCUCAGAUGGGUUCUGUGAGCUGACAGGCUGGACAAGGGCCAACAUAAUGCAAAAGGCCUGCGCCUGUAAGUUCCUCCACGGCCCAGACACGAGAGAUGAACAUCGCAAGGAGAUUGACACCGCACUGGAUACCAAACACGAGCUGAAAUUGGAGCUUAUCUUUUAUAAGAAAAAUGGAUCUCCUUUUUGGUGUCUGCUCGAUAUCGUUCCAAUUAAGAACGAGAAACGAGAAGUCGUUUUAUUUCUCGCUUCGUUCAAAGACAUCACCAAUACCAAGAUGGCCGCCAUGAACACUAACGAGGAAUUCGACAGCGGAGCCGCGGUGCGGCCUUCGGCUGGCGUGGUCACUCUAGCGUUAUCCCCAUUUGUACCCGCAGCGGCACUCUUGGGCGCCAGGUUCCGCGCUGAAUCUAGUUGCCUACUUCCAGACCCGAAUGGGAAUCUUGACCCAGAAGCGCCCUCGCCCGCGAACAUGGGUAGGCGGCGCUCGCGUGCUGUACUAUACCAGCUUUCAGGACAUUACAAACCAGACAAAAUGAAGACUAAACUCAAACUCAACAAUAACCUACUUCACUCAACCGAUCCGCCUUUACCAGAAUACAAAACGUCCGCUGUGAAAAAGUCGAGAUUUAUAAUAUCGCACUAUGGGGUUUUUAAAACAUUUUGGGACUGGCUCAUUCUCAUAGCGACAUUUUACGUGGCUGUCGUAGUCCCAUACAAUGCGAGCUUUGUAGACGAAGGCCAUCCUAGGAUCAGCGUAACGAGUGACGUCAUUGUGGAAGCUCUCUUCAUUGUCGAUAUCGUACUCAACUUCCGAACGACGUUCGUGAGCAAGAAAGGAGAAGUAGUUUCGGACUCAAAAGCGAUAGCCCUUAAUUAUAUCCGGUCUUGGUUCGUGGUAGAUCUCUUGGCGGCGCUCCCGUUUGACCUACUUUACGCUUCGGACGUAUACAGCGGAGCGGAAUCAACCCACGGAAAUGUGCAUUUAGUGAAGUUAACGAGGUUGCUACGACUGGCGCGACUCCUGCAGAAGAUGGAUCGAUACUCCCAGUAUUCGGCGCUGAUAUUGACCUUAUUGAUGCUAUCCUUUACGCUUGUCGCGCACUGGCUCGCCUGCAUUUGGUUCAUAAUAGCGGAAAAAGAAAUUGAAGUUCACAAAAAUGAGAUUUGGGAUUUAGGCUGGAUAAACAACCUAGCGGAGAGACUGAAAGUGCCCAUCAUUAACAUAUCACACAGCGAGAGCUACGUCACCGCACUUUACUUCACCUGUUCCUCUCUGACAAGCGUCGGCUUCGGCAACGUUUCGGCGAACACUCUCCCAGAGAAGAUUUUCAGCAUAAUCACCAUGUUGAUUGGAGCUCUAAUGCACGCAGUGGUUUUUGGAAACGUCACGGCGAUCAUUCAAAGGAUGUACUCUCGGAGGUCAAUGUACCAGAGCAAGUGGCGUGAUCUGAAGGACUUUCUCACUAUCAAUCAAGUUCCGACGGAGCUGAAACAAAGAAUGCAGGAUUAUUUCCAAACGAUGUGGUCGCUAAAUCAUGGCAUCGAUAUUCAUGAGACGCUUAAAGAAUUUCCCGAAGAACUGAGAGGCGACGUAUCGCUACAUUUGCAUCGUGAGAUCUUGUCACUUCCAAUAUUCGAAUCCGCGUCCCAGGGAUGUCUCAAAUUGCUUUCGCUACAUAUUCGGAACAACUUCUGCGCCCCCGGCGAAUACCUCGUCCACAAAGGCGAUGCCCUCACGUACAUCUAUUACAUCUGCAACGGAUCCAUGGAGGUGGUACAAAACGAUAUGGUCGUCGCUAUUCUCGGUAAAGGAGAUUUAGUUGGGUGCGACGUAAACACCCAUUUACAGGCUUACAACGGUACGGGAACGUCUCAAGGAAACAAUCCAGACAUCGUCGUCAAAUCUAGUUGUGAUGUAAAGGCUCUGACAUACUGCGAUUUGAAAUGUAUUCACAUGGCCGGUCUAGCAGAAGUGUUGCGAUUGUACCCCGAAUACCAGCAAGAGUUUAUUCAUGACAUACAACACGACCUUACUUACAACUUGAGGGAGGGAUAUGAGGCUGAACAGGAAUCAGACGGGAAUGGACAUCCAUCUUUAACGUUACCUUCCAUAUCAGAAGACGAUGAAAACGCUGCGGAAGAUCAUGCUUUAACACCUAAAAAGCUGCCUUCUUCUAACACUAAUAGUCCCCGUCACACUAAAUUUAGGAUUGACGGACAACGCCUGUCUCACAGGGAGUUACGGGAGAGGAUAGAAAGGCAACGCUCUGUCGCAACACCGAAGAUAACUCGAGCUGAUUCCUUGGAAGGUCUAAAUUUAGAAGUGCAUAAUACGAGGUCUUCUGUUGAAAGACUGGAUACACAAGUGUCUACUUUACAUCAAGAUGUCGCAACACUCAGUAUGGAGGUAAGGAAUGCCAUACAGGCACUUCAAGAAAUGACAGGGCCAGCAGGAUGGCACGCGGCGCACUCUAUACCAAACUUGCAGUGGAACGCGCCCCCCAACCAACUUGCAAGGAGCUGCAGCCAUCCACCGGAUGUCUUUUGCUGGGAUCAACAGGAGAGACCAGUAACUCCUGAGCGCCCGAAAAUGCACCGCAGCACGCAAACUGAGCCAUUCCUUCACAGCGUAACCCAAUAUAUCAUGGAGCAUCCAGCUACUGUCAUGUUAUUACUCGGUAUCGAUCCGAUGUCGAGUUUGCCACCCGUCAUUCCGCAGCCCAUCGAUUAUUACGACACUCGACGCCGACCUAGCGCCCUAGAACAGAUUAUAGAGACUGAAACCGGAAGUCACACCCCUUCUAGUACCACCAGUGAGAAAUUCGAACCGAUCCGCAGCCUCAGUGGGAGUGCCAAAGAACUGACUUCCCACGAUCUAAGGAAGCAAUUUGAGCGAGAAAGCAAAGAACGUUUGAUACGAAAUCGGUAUUCGACGAGUGAUAUACACGAGGAAUCGGAACGAUUGCUUGGCGCGAACAGGACACAUUCAAGCACCCGUAGCCUCAAGUACAACAUUAACAGUUAAAUAUUCCAUUACAUGUUAUGCUCAUUAGUAAUAGACGUAUGUAAAUGUCAGUAAUUUCAAUGUUAUUUGUUGUUACAUCAUUCAUAGUAUAAGAUAGCAUUAGACGUAUUUAAACUACAUAUUUGCCUACCAUAUCUAAUAUUCUAUUUCUGCCAAUAUUACAUAUAUAAAUAUGCAUAAUAUGUAACUACUGCUAUCUGCAAAGAUUGACAGUAAUAUAUGUAUUUAUAGUCGCACGGAAAGCACCUGCGAUUAUUCUGUAUAAAUUUUGGAUACUUCUUUCAAUUCAACGAAAUUCUUAUCGACGUUUACAAUUUUUAUACUCAAAUUUUGUUCACAUUCUAUUAAUUACAUUUGAAAUGUGCAUAUCAUGUAAAACGAUUAUAGUAAGUUAUUAUAAUAAAUUUAAUUAUUAUUUAAAAAAACACUGUAAAUAAUCUAGUCAAUAUCAAAGUGAAAAUGCAUAGUGAUCUAUGGGAAUAUGUAGGAAAUUCAAGUCAAAUCACUUCAAAGUGAAAAUGCGUAUCAUAACGACAGUAUUAUUAUUUAUAUUUUAAAUACAAUAAUAUCUCUUAGGUAAUUUAUUUGUACUUUUUAGCCGUGUAACGGUAUCUAUCGAUUACAAUGUCUAUUAUAUAGAAGAAAAAUAGUAUGAAACUUUAAGUAUAUUUGUAUAUUUUGGAUCAUGUAGCGUUCUUCCAUGUCUGUAUUUAGAUAAUAAAAAUUUGUAUCAUCUUUGUUAAGUAUGCGUAUUCAGUGGAUAAAUACUACGAUCUCUAAUUAGUUGAUACUAUAAAUGUAAUGAAUAUUGUCUUCCUUCUAUUUAGCCAAAGUAUGAACGUAGAGAAACUAAAUGUGCCAAACUAGUCAGAAGCAUAAACUUUCCAAAUUAGAAAUCAUAAAUGUUGUACUCAUACAUCAUGAUAAUAAUUAGAUUAGUUCCAGAAACUUCGCGUAUAAAAAUUUGCCUAUUUUAUUUACUUUUUGUUCUUUUUGAUUAAAAGAAUGAUUCAAAAACUAAAUUGUUAAAUUAUUGUUUGAUAAAAUAAUUCAUGACAAAACAAUUCAAAAUUCUAGAGGUCUUUAUUUUAACGCCUAGAUAAUAAAAUCCGCCUUCAUUUAUAACGUUAUUUAUUGCUGCAUUUUCGGGUAUAUUGUUUUUUUUUUUUUUUACUUUUUUUUUUUAUUGCCCUUGUAGGUAGACGAGCAUACGGCCCGCCUGAUGGUGAGUGGUUACCGUCGCCCAUGGACUUCAGCAAUGCCAGGGGCAGAGCCAAGCCGCUGCCUACCUACCUUUAUUUAAAGAAACUCAAUUAAAACUAACAUUUAGGUAACUCAAUGAAUACGAUAUAACAGCGUAAUCGUACUUAAGAAUAUCAAAAUGAUAACUUUAUUUGUGUGAAGAAAUCUUACCUUGUCGGAGCGGGGGAAAUUGCUUCUGCAAAUACAGAUAAAACGACAUAAUGCGUGGUGCAUAAAUAUUAACAGAGUACGGUCUGAAUAUUAAAAUUAAUGUAAUGUCCGCAACAAAAUUUCUAAUGUAUUUGAUAAUAAUGAAAUUAUUGUGAACUGAAACGCUUAUUAGAAUAAAUGUAAUCUACUGCGGUGUUUUAUAAUGAAAAAAUUAUUAAUGUGAUAAAGUAUUUUAAACACGCGCAGUGCCUACGUUCUCGUUAAUUUAUUUGUUAAGUAGAUGUUUUAUUAUGAUCUUAAUUCAAUUUCUAUGUUAUAAGAAACAGUAGUGCAUUCGUUUGUAUUACAUAAAUUUUGUAAAUAAUAAAAACUUUAUUGAUUGUGUAGUUAAAAAUAAUAGUUACCAGUAAACUAAUAAAGACAAAUCGAUGUUCA
Bombyx mori (domestic silkworm) is the source of this 5339-nucleotide messenger RNA. Its product is annotated as potassium voltage-gated channel subfamily H member 8. Gene Ontology annotation, cellular component: plasma membrane. Lineage: Eukaryota; Metazoa; Arthropoda; Insecta; Lepidoptera; Bombycidae. Gene Ontology annotation, biological process: regulation of membrane potential; potassium ion transmembrane transport. The record is from RefSeq and is a predicted model, not a curated record. The coding region runs from base 333 to 3491 and encodes 1052 amino acids. The transcript is spliced from 17 exons. Gene Ontology annotation, molecular function: voltage-gated potassium channel activity.